Molecule: messenger RNA, 2443 nt
Organism: Seminavis robusta
Lineage: Eukaryota; Bacillariophyta; Bacillariophyceae; Naviculales; Naviculaceae
Source: the annotation of a GenBank genome assembly
CGGCGCACAAAGACAAGAACAGAAGAUGUCGGAAUGAAAUGGCAGCAAAGACAUCGAAGGGUCCAACCGCGAGGAGGCUUCCUUCGCUCUUUCAAAUCCGGAUGGAGAGCAACACAAUUACUCCGCAACGCACCGCUGGAGAGAAAGGCUUGCCAAAUUUGAGGCAUGGUUUCACGGCUGGAAGAGCAAAGCUAGCGCCGACAACUUUGAUACGCUUAAAGAGACCUGGGAGUUUCCAGAUCGCGAGGCCAUGUAUCUCACAGAAGAUGAGUUUGACCAUUCAUCUCCUCUUAGCGAGUUGCUGUCUAAGUUGAGUGAAAACAUAAAGAAAUCGAUUGCAAACGUGCAAACAUACCAUCCAUCGGCAGACAAAGAAAAUGCGCCGAGUUCAAGUACCGACAUUGAUACAUAUCAAACACUUCAGCAAGAACUUCAGCAACAAUGUUUUGAGGCUCUUCUCUGUAGGUCUGAGCUUACUCUAUCAAAAAUUCAAAAUCUGUAUGAUCGACACAACGCACUGAAGGAUAAGAUUUAUGUCAACUGUUGCAAAGGGAAUGAAAGCCAACAGAGCCAGACGGGAGAUCACCCAGCAAUCUCUCUCGACGGCCGACGGUUUCAUAAAGACAAGGGAGCCAGCCCACCAACAAUACACGACUCUACUGCCGGUGAGCAAGGGAAAAAGUUACGCCAGGAAUUGUCCGCUUUGGUCUCGCAGGAGGCGAAACAAAGCUUGCUUGCCUUUCAAGAGUAUGUGUCCAAUCUCUUCAAAGCAGCCACAGAAACCAAUGACAAGUCCUGUGUCGAAAACACAGUCAAAGCUAUUCUUGACUGGGAAGGUGCUGUUUUCGAUGGUACAGACAAGAGCUUUGCCCGACCACCAACUUACGUCGAUUGCGAAACCGACGUUGACCAACCAAUUUUACAUGCUAUUGUGUGCCGAAUCAUUCACAUAAUCGAAGACAAGGAAGAACCAUCGGACGAUGCCACUGUGAUUUUUGCCGCCUCUGACAUAGGGGUGACAACAGAACAGUCUAUUGCCAGGACAAGCUCUACAUCUGGUAGUGACGUAACGAUGCAAACUCAUACAAAGCACCUGGCAGUUCGUCUCCCAGCCAUGGUACACUCCCCCUUGGAGAUAAAGACAGCACCUGCUGAUAGCAAAAAGUUCAUUCGACGGACCGACAAGGGUCGAUUUCAGAUUAUUGGCCACCUGUCCAAGAAACUUGAGCAUGCCUUUAAUUUUGGUGGUGCUGGUGUCGAUGCUUCUGCCAUCGGAGUCACUCUUACGCAGUUGUCCGUCGCAGUCAUUGAGGUUGAGCUUUCGGGAACUGGCACUGCAGAUGCCGAGAUUGCUGGGAUAUCAACUGGCCUCGCGCCAUUAGGACUUGACUCGAACAUGGAAAAGCAACAUGACGCUUUGCCGGGCUCCAACAAUGCAAAUGAAUCUGGAUUUGUUCUUCUCGCAGGAGCGAUAUUGUAUGCCAACCGAAAAGGCAUUAGCUACAGAGAAAUGAAGAUCUCGCCGAUGUCCCCACAGGAAGAAGGAUUUGAUGUCAUUUAUCACCUUGGAAGCGGUGCUUUUGCCAACGCAUUCGAAAUUGGUGAGGAAGAAUUCAUGAAAGUCCCUCACUAUUCGGCAAACCAAGCAAAGAGUCUCGAAGAGGAAGCCAAAAUCCUGAAGAUUCUUGGUGAUAUUGAAAACGCACCAGAAAGCAUCCCAAGUCUUACCAACCAUCAUGCUGAACACUUGCUCUCGAAUCUUCAUGUAACUUUACGAGACGAGGUGUCAAACAUCAUCGGAUUGAGGCUGAAAGGAAUCAUUGGUGUUUCUUUGAAUAAACUCCAAAGGGAAUUCUGGGGCAAAAUAUCCAAGACUGCGAUAGCUCAAGUUUGCGGUGCUCUUCAAUUUGCUCACCAGAAUGGGAUCUUCCACUUGGAUGUCCGUCCUGGCAACAUCAUUGUUAAGCACAACGAAGAAGAUGCAACUACGCAAGUCUUGCUCGGUGAUUGGGGCUGUGCCACUUUGGAAAGGAAAUUGAAGUCUUUCCGUGGUUGCACUCCUUAUGCCCAUGAUUCGCUUCUUGGAAAGCAUGCCAGCUGCAACCCAGAUGUAAAGUCUGAGCUGGAUUUCGCUUCUCUUACCUACACCAUCAUCCACGUCACGGAAGGAAGGUUGCCAUGGCUUAGCGAGUUUGACCGUCCUCGGAAUGUAGAGUCCAAGGACGUUGAGAAGAGAAGAAGCUUUGUUGACAGGUGGUUCGAGGAAAAAACGAAGGAAGUUCUUCCGGAUGAUUGCACGCACUUGCUGGAAAGCUGGAAAAUGAUGUUUCUCGCAGGAGAUCCAAGCGAAAGGCAGUUGCUACCGGUAUCAGCACUUGAUUCAGUAGCGGAUGAGCUAAUGCCCGGUGGUUUAAAAAGUCCAAGAGAUUACUUGUAUUGAGAU